AUGCCUCUGGGGCUACUCUUGCCUUUGGCCAUCUUCUGGGGGAUCGUGGCUGGGACCGACCAGACCCCUGCCCAAGUGCGUGACGCAGGGUGGCUCUUUCCUGAAGUGAAGAACGAGCCCUUCUACCUCGUCUGGCUGGAUAGCCUAGGGUCCAUUGCGAACAUCAACUUCAGUGCUUGGGUGACAACGCUGCCCAGUCUUGCAGUGAUGUUGGUCGUGUCGACUAUGGACUGCGUCCUCAAACUCCACGCCACAGAGAGCAAGCUGCCGCUGAAGGUGUCCACAGAUGAUGAAGCGUUCAAAUUCGGCAUCUUCAACUACUUGCUCGCGUGCUGUGGCGCUGCAACCGGCUACAUGCAGCUGAAGUUCAACGUCAUCAGCUACGGAGUCAUGCGAAAUGCGCACGACCGCAGGGCAGGGAUGAUCUACGCCAUUUUCUGCGGCGCGGCCUACUUCAGCACGGUGGAACACUUCAACUACCUUCCCAAGCUGUUCCUGAGUGCGCUUUUGUUCUUUGCCGGUGCGGGCUUCGUCACGGACAACAUGUGGGGCUCGCGGAAGUUCCUCCACUUCAGCGAGUGGCUGGAGAUCCUCAUCUGGGCGGUGGUUGCUGGACUGGUUCUUUCUGGACUUGCCUUCAUCGCCAAGUACGCUCGGGUGCCCUCCAUGGAUGGAAGACCCAAGCGAGGUGACCAGGUGAUCACGCGUGAGCGCCCGGUGGGCGAGGUCGGCCACCAGAGCUUCAUGCACAUCGCCUCCGCGUGGAUCUUGAUUGUGAACCUCAAGGGCUACGUCUUCUUCAGCUCCUGCGUGGCCGUCAUGAGUUCCGUCGAGGCGUACUUCAAGAAGGAGGACGAGAACAAGGUUAUCUGGUGCAACAUCAAGGAUGACCUGGCCGAGGAGCUUCGGGUGCGACACAUCCUGCAGUCCAUGGAGGAUCGCUUCGAAGACUUGGACAACGCGAUGACUCACCUGGAGAAGCGCAUUCUGAAGUACAAGAUGAAUCAGCAGGAAGAGUGGAUGAACCUUCACCCCGCUUUCCGGCGAGACAGGGCGCUGAUGCUGCAACGGGUGAACUUCGAGCCCUUCAGGGAGGUGUUCUUGUCUGACGGUGCCCGUAUGGGCUGUCCGUGGCGGUACUGCAGCCGCUUGCCAAUCAAAGCUUUCAAGACCCUGCUGUGUGUGCCGGGCGACCAGCACAGACCGCUUUACUUGAUUCACUCUGGCGCCAUCGCAAUCCUGGAUGAAGUUCCCGACUCGGAUCAGAUCAUGGACGUCCAUGCCUCCUGGAAGAAGCCGCGCGUCAUCCUCCGACAGGGCUGGUUCGUGAACGAGAAGACCAUUUUUGGCCAGCCUUCUUCCAGCUACGCCCUGGCCGUGGAAGAUGGGGAGGUCUUGUUCUGGACGGAGGAGCAGUGGUGGAAGAUGACCAACGAGCACCCGCUGAUGAUGAUGGAGAUCUCGAAUGCCGUGAUGAGACAGCAGGGAGAGCACCACUUCCACCGAGAUCCGGAGAAGUCGCGCAGGUCCUCCGAGCUGAGCAUGGAUGACAUCGACACGGAGCAGCUGAUGAGACGCGAGGUGUCCCCGUCAGAAAUCGAGGCAGUUGAGGAGGAGGAAGACUCGGAGGAGGAAGAGCUGAUGAUCCCAGAGAGGAACCAGGAGGAUGAAAUGCUCCCCCCGACCACCUACACCUCCAACGCCUCCAUUGGCUCCUACGUGUAUCAGUCAAAACAGGAGCUGAAGAAGUUGCCGCAGCUUCAGACAAGGAUUCUUGUGGGGGCAAAUGAGAGGAUUAUGGAGGUGCACUUUGCCCGGGCGCUGGGCGAGCAGGGCUUCUUCAGGAAGACGGGAGAUCCUGGCUACCUCCCAGACCUGCCCAAGAUUUUGAGCGAAGACCUGCGCCUUGCCUACUUCACCUUCGCGGAGAAGAGCGACACGACUGGAGACUUGUCGGGAAAGAUCAUGCUGCCUGCCAGCCGAGUGAUUGAUGCCCUGAUGUACGUCGGAAUCUUCCACAUCUUGUCUGAGGAAGUCAACCAGAAGGACGUCACGCUCGAGGAGUUCCUGGCAUUGGGUCGCGAGUGCCACCUCGCCCGGCUGCUGCCAGAGCAGAUGCAGAAGAUCGAGGAGCUGUGCGUUGACCAUGAGCACAUGGUGAACGGUGAGAUGCAGUUGCGAGUGGCCGAUGUGUCGCACAUGCUGAAGAUGCUCUUCGGUAUUUACCUGGACUUUGCCAUCAAUGAUGCUGUGACCUCAGCAUGGGGGCAGGAAACCUGGCCCGACACGCACGUGACCCACAAGCAGUUCGCUGGCAUCGUUUCGUGGUAUGUGAAGCGGCGCGAACGCGACUGGAGGUUGCUCCAAGGGGUGUUUGACCUCAUGGGCAAGGAAAACCUGGUUGGGAGCUUGAACAAAGAUCUCCUCGAGGACUGCCGAGCACGACAUUCCGACGACACCGGCGGAGACACGACGCCGCACGAGGAGAUGCUGUGGGCAGCAGAUUGGAUCAGGCGUGGUGAAGGAAAAGGCACUCACCUGGACACAUGCAGCCUGCUCACAGUCUUCCUCACAAAUCUGCAGCGUGGGAAAGGCCGCCUUCCGCCCAAGUCCGCGAUGUCCGAGCAAGAGGUGCGGCCGAAGCGGGCUUGGGAUCGGCACACCCAGAGGGCCCUGAAGAAGAACCUUGGGGAGGGUUUAGGGUUUUAG
Molecule: messenger RNA, 2709 nt
Organism: Symbiodinium natans
Lineage: Eukaryota; Dinophyceae; Suessiales; Symbiodiniaceae
Source: the annotation of a GenBank genome assembly